Pipra filicauda (Wire-tailed manakin) is the source of this 4786-nucleotide messenger RNA. RefSeq names its product microtubule associated protein tau (gene MAPT). Lineage: Eukaryota; Metazoa; Chordata; Aves; Passeriformes; Pipridae. The transcript has 10 exons. Gene Ontology annotation, biological process: microtubule cytoskeleton organization; neuron projection development. Bases 95 to 1933 code for a protein of 612 amino acids. Gene Ontology annotation, cellular component: neuron projection. Gene Ontology annotation, molecular function: microtubule binding. The record is from RefSeq and is a predicted model, not a curated record.
GGGCCUUCAGCAGCCACUCCUGUCACGUGAAACAAAGGCUCCAGCAGCAGCAGCUCCCACCAGAAUUGAGGUCACCAUCCCAAUCCCCCUGGAUAUGUACCAAGGCUCCAGAGCAUCCGAAGGCAGCGGUGAGCUGUGGGAUCAGCGAGGCAGAGAAGGCAUUGGCGUGGAGCCAGAGCUGGGCCGUGAUGUGCUGGCAGGAGCAGGGGGCACAGGUGACCAUAAGGAUGGACCUCCUUUGUGUACCAAAACUCCAUUAAAGGAAGAUUCCAGUGGGCAGGAGAGGGACGAGGAUCGUGAUAUUGAUGAAACUUCUGAGCAGGAUUUGCUGUCCCUGGUGGGUCAGCAGGUUUCACCAGGACCUGAAGCAGGCUCGUGUCCAGCAACAGCCAAGGAGACUCUUGAAGAAUGUGAUAGAGAAGAGUCCAGAGAUGUCCCCAGAGACACCCCGAGAGAGGCACCUGUGGCUGAAACUCAGUCACAGAAAGCAGGAGAGGACCAAGAGGAGAAGCAGCAGCCACUGAGGGGUGAAGGAGGUACAGACAUCACCCCAUCAGAGCCACAGAAAGAAGCUGAACCUGGGGAGGGAGAAGAUUCUGGACCCUUGCUAGAAACAGCCAAACUCCCUUCUGAGUUAAAAGGUGAUGUGGAAGACAAAGCUGCUGAGGUUGUGCCAGACACGGGGGAGUGUCAGACGCCCCAGAAGCAGCCCUGUGCCCCGGCUGCAGACAAAGCCAGCCGUGUCCCUCUCCUCAAAGGUCGUGUUGACAAGGAAGGGACCGAAGCUGAUGAAAAGAAACCCAAGAAAUCCUCGCCUUCCACUGCCAAACCCCCAGGGGACAGACCCUCCAUCCCCCCCCACCGACACACCUCCUCUAGCACAGCCCCUUCGAAACCACCCUCCAGCCCUGCUCCUGCCUCUAAGCGAGUCCCUCCUGCCACACCCCGAGCUGCCAGUGCAGGAACGCCAGAAAUGAAAGCCAAGGGCCCGGAGAUGAGGGGUGGCACGAAGACGGGCACGCCGCGCUCGGGGCAGGCGCAGAGGAACUCCACCAACGCCACGCGCAUCCCGGCAAAGACCCCCACGGCCCCCAAGACCCCUCCCAGCUCCGGCAGAAAGGAGCAGAAAAAACCACCUCCUGCAGCAGCAAAGACUGAGAAAGGUGAGCAGCCAAAGUCUGGAGACAGAAGCGGUUACAGCAGUCCCGGCUCCCCCGGGACUCCAGGCAGCCGUUCCCGCACCCCCUCUCUGCCCACCCCACCAGCCAGGGAGCCCAAGAAGGUGGCAGUGGUUCGCACCCCACCGAAAUCUCCGGCGUCUGCCAAGACCCGCAUCCAGCCCUCGGCCGCGCCCAUGCCCGACCUGAAAAACGUCAAGUCCAAAAUCGGCUCCACUGAAAACCUGAAGCACCAGCCCGGAGGUGGCAAGGUGCAGAUUAUUAAUAAGAAGCUGGACUUUAGCAGCGUUCAAUCCAAGUGUGGCUCAAAGGAUAAUAUCAAACACAUCCCGGGCGGAGGCAGUGUUCAAAUCGUUUACAAGCCAGUCGACCUGAGCCAUGUGACAUCCAAAUGUGGUUCCCUGGGCAACAUCCACCACAAACCAGGUGGUGGCCAGGUGGAGGUGAAAUCUGAGAAACUGGACUUCAAAGAUAAGGUGCAAUCGAAAAUCGGGUCCUUAGAUAACAUCAGCCACGUCCCUGGAGGAGGGAAUAAAAAGAUUGAGACCCACAAGCUGACCUUCCGCGAGAACGCCAAAGCCAAGACCGACCACGGCGCCGAAAUCGUCUACAAGUCCCCCACCAUCUCCGGAGAUGCCUCCCCGCGCCGCCUUAGCAACGUCUCCUCCACCGGCAGCAUCAACCUGGUGGACUCCCCCCAGCUGGCCACGCUAGCCGACGAGGUGUCUGCCUCGCUGGCCAAGCAGGGCUUGUGAUCGGGGCACGACGGCGACCAGGAGAGAAGACAAGGAAAGGAAACAAAAAAAAAAAAAAAAAAAAAAAAAAAAAGAAAAGAAACAAAAAUAAUAAUCUGGCCUUCUUCCUCUGUUCCUUUUACAGCUGCUUCCCCGUCCCUAACUGGUUAAUGAUUUAACCUGCUUUUACUGUUCAUUCAGCUCUAGCUCCAGGACUUCAAAAUCAGUGACACUAUGAGGUACAAAACCUCCUCUCCCCCUGCUCCUCGGAGCGCACAGCCCGUCCCUGUCCCCACGCUCCCCCUCAUUCCCUGCCGCGUCCCUCGCUGUCCCAGCCCUGCCCGGGACCACCCGGGGAGGGGGCCCGAGGGGACGGCCCCCGCACGGCGCUGACCCGAGCACCCCACACCGGCACGGGGCAGCGGGUGGCCCUCAGGGAAGGGGCUGUGACCUUCCCACCCUCGCCCCCCUGAGGAUGGCCGGGCUGGCCUGAGGGCCGGGCGCGUCCUGGGUGCACAGCCAGGGACUGCGGGGAGGUGCCCUCCCUCCCUGCCUUAAAUUUGCCUGCUGAUUUGGAAGAAACCUUUUGUUUUUAUCUCCGAAAGCCGAGAUGUGUCUGAAGAUAACGGCCAGGUACCCCCCAACCCCGCUCUCAGCUCCGGCAGCUGGAGUACAGGCGACCCCGGGGUACCCGCUGCGGAGGGGCCCCGACGGCCGUUCCCCUCUCCGUGGCUGUGCUGGAACCGCUGAGUGGAUGAGUAGAGGCUUUUCCCCAUUCCUUUGGCAGCCCCUCGUGUCGUAGAGUAGAUUUGUCUGUAUAUGCUUGGACCGUGCCAGGGUGAUUGUUUUCAUAAACGAGCAUGUGUUUAAAAAAAAAAAAAAAAUAAUAAAUGCUGUAAGUAGUUUUGAGCUGCCCCGCGCCGGCUCCGCCGCAGCCCAGCCGGGGGGGUCCGGGCAGCUCGGCCGGGCUCUGGGUUGUGCCAGCCCCGGGUUGUGCCGGGGCAGCCCGGCACUGCAUGUCUGCCGGGUGGGAGGUGGGCACAGAGCCGCUGCCCCACGCCCCGGGGAGGGCCGGGGGCUGCCUUGGGCUCCCCGGGGCCGGGCACCUCCUCCCAGCCCCCCGGGGUGUUGGGUGAGGGGCACUCACAGCUCCAGGGCUGGGAUGGCUCCUGGAUUUUGGGUGCAGCUUGUGACAUUUUUGGGUUGUUCUCUUUCUUUCCCUGCAAGGUCAGCUCAGCGAUGGCGGAGGUGGCAGCUCCGUGGCCCUGCUGUGCCGGUGGCAGCCGUAGGAGACCCCCGGGAGGACGCGGGGAAGGCGCGAGGGAGGUGCAGCAGCUCCCCCAGCCUGAGCUCGGGGCCCAGCGGCUGCUCCCUGGCACUGAACCCCCUUUCCGGGCGCUCCCCGGGUUUGAGUUGGCAGCGUGUCACCCCUCCCAGUGUCCCCUCACGCAGCACUGACCGCCCCCGGCACCGCUCAGGGACAGGAGCCGCUUAUUUCUUUUGCUACUUUUGUUCCUGUGGCUCCCUGGGGAGCACGAGGGGGUCCUGUGGCCGUCCCCGACUGCCCCUUCCCUCUACAACCAAAGAGGCUGAGAUGCCACCAGUGCAGCUCUGUGUGUGUCCUCCCACCCUGUGUCCCCCAGAGGCACCAGCCGAGCUCCGGGGGCACAGCUGGCAGAGGUGAGGGCAGAGGGGGCACCGCGUGGGCCCCAGGCCGUGCACCCCAAGGGCUGUGCUGCAGGGAAAGCCACGCUUUCCCAGCAAGGGCCGGAAUCCUGGUCUGAUGGGGCUGGCAGAGGGUCAUGCUGGGGCGUGGGGCCCUGGUUGUCCUUGGGGAGGUGGCUGGGUGCCACCGAGGCUGCCAGAGCAGCUGUUCCCGGGCAGAGCAGCGAUUCCUCCCAGGACAGGACUCACUCCCACCCUGCAGGAGCUGCAGACCCGCCUUCGUGCGCCCUGUGCCUCGGGGGGCCGCUGGAUGCCUGGCUGGGGCUUGGGGAUGGCUGUUUCGGGGGGUUCAACCCUCCUCUCUGCAGCCCCAGGAGCUGCUUUACUGCUGGGGAGAGGCUGGUCCAGCAGCACCACCACGUCCAGCUCGUCUCUCUCCGUUCAGUUGACUCCAUGAUUGUAGCCGUGCUCUGUCCCCGACUCUGUAGCGCUGUAGGAGCCGCCGCGGUUUUUGUCCUCUGUAAAACGAGCAAGUGGGAGAACCCCGAAAGCAUCACCCCCUUUAUCCCUUUUGGGCUGCAGGACGGUGUAGCUGAGCUGGCCCACCCUGCCCCUGCCCUGUGCCACCCCAGCCCCUCUGUGCAGCACCCAGGGACAGGGACGCCCUUCGCGUGCGCCGAGCUCCAGUGAGCAGCCCCUUCCCGCUGCGAGUGUCCUCAGCCCCGUCUGCCGUCCCCCUCCCGGGGGCUGGGGGAGUCCCAGGACAGCCCUUUCCAUCCACCUCGUCGCCCGCUGUCCCCUCCACCAACCCGAGCCACGUCCCCAGCCCUGACCCUGCGUUCAGACCCAGGCCUGAGGGUCCCCGUGAGCAGCCUGACCCCCAGCUUUUCCUUUACUCCACACACAUCUUGGUCUGAAAAGGGUUAAAACCGGCACUGGUUAAAAAAAAAAUAAAAAAAAACAAACCUAUUUCUGCACUCCAAAAAGGAUCUGGUUGUUAGCGAAGGUCGGUGCCAGCCUGUGUGGCGUUGGCAGCUCCGUUGCCCCCGCGCUGCGCCGGGGCAGGGAGGGAAGGUUUGAUCUCAGUGUAUCAUUCUAGCUUAGCUUCUGUCUGUGGGUGUCCAUAGUGUAUCGUGUGUUUAACAACUGGUUUACACUGUUGCCGUAAAAGUGAAUUUGGAAAUAAAGUCAUUACUACGAUAACGACAA